Parathielavia appendiculata is the source of this 1614-nucleotide messenger RNA. Its product is annotated as cytochrome P450. The transcript is spliced from 5 exons. The record is from RefSeq and is a predicted model, not a curated record. Bases 1 to 1614 code for a protein of 537 amino acids. Gene Ontology annotation, molecular function: monooxygenase activity; heme binding; oxidoreductase activity, acting on paired donors, with incorporation or reduction of molecular oxygen. NCBI's taxonomy places the organism in Eukaryota, Fungi, Ascomycota, Sordariomycetes, Sordariales, Chaetomiaceae.
AUGCCGCUCGACAAACUCUCCCCGCCCAUCCACUCCCUUCCCCAUCUCCUCCUAUACUCCCUCCUCCUCAUCCCGAUCUAUCACUUUCUCCUCGCGCUCUACAACCUCUUCCUCCAUCCUCUACGCUCCUACCCAGGCCCCCUCCUCUCCCGCGCCUCCGCCCUCCCGCACGCCCUCCGCCUCCUCUCGGACCACGGCCCCGUCAUGGUGCACGCCCUGCACGAAAAGUACGGCCCCGUCGUGCGCGUCGGGCCAAAUCAUCUGACGUAUACCGACCUGCGCGCCUGGAAGGAUAUCUAUCAUGUCCGCCAUGCACACGGCCACCGAAAUGAUGGCGGUUCUGGUGGUGAUGUGCGCGAGAACGGCAAGAGCUGGCUCUUUUAUCGCGAAUCGGUCAUGGAACGGCCAGAUGGUGAGGAGCCGGUGAGUUUGCUGGAUGCGGAUUGGGAGGAGCAUUCGCGGUUGCGGAGGGCGUUGGCGGGCGGGUUUAGCGAGAAGGCUAUGAGAGAGCAAGAGGUGGUUAUUCAGGGGUAUGUGGAUUUGUUGGUCCGGGGGCUACGGGGUAGGAUGGAGAGAGGGGAAGCGGUGGAUCUUGUCCAGUGGUAUAACUGGACGACGUUUGAUGUGAUCGGGGAUCUGGUGUUUGCCGAGUCGUUUGGGUGUCUCGAGGGUGAGAUGGGGCAUCCGUUUAUCAGCAUGGUAACUGGGUUUGUAAGGCAGCAGGCGGCACUGUUGGCGGUUAAAUACGCGGGACUGUCGCGGUGGCGGGUGGUUAAGAGCGUUCUGCGCUGGGCUAUCAAGCGCAUGGCCGGCGACAAAGCCCAGACGUUGCAUGAGAUUAUGUGGGCUAAGCUGAAGCGGAGGUUGGACAUGAAGGAGGAGCGGACGGAUCUGUUUGAGGGCCUGAUGAGCAAGAGGAAGGAAUGGAACCUCAGCAUCGCCCGCCUGCAGGCCAACGCGACCGUCAUCGCCGCCGCAGGGUCGGAAACGACCGCAGCACUCCUGUCGGCCGUCACAUGGUUCCUCCUUAUCCACCCCGAGGUGAUCGACAAGCUCCAGCACGAGGUGCGGUCCUCAUUCAACAGCGUCUCAGACAUCACCAUCGGCUCGGUCGGCCGGUUGCCCUACCUGUUGGCCUGCCUCAACGAGGCACUGCGCCGGUUCCCGCCCGCGGUUGGCAAUCUUCCCCGGCAAGUGCACGAGGGCGGCGAGGUGAUUGCCGGACGCUACGUUCCGGAGAACACAAUGGUUGAGGUUCAGUUUUACGCCAUGAAUCACAGCUCCCAGCACUGGCAUGAUGCGCUCGCUUACCGUCCGGAGCGGUGGCUGAACAAGGUCGUCAGAGAUAUCGGAGAGGUGGCCGAUCAUAGCGGGGAGAAGGGCGUUAACGAGGACCGUCUCGAAGUCAUGCAGCCGUUUAGUGUCGGCCCGAGACACUGCAUUGGUAGAAACCUCGCGUACGCCGAAAUGAGACUCAUCCUCGCACGCAUCAUCUUCGAGUUCGACAUGACACUUGCAGACCAAAGCAAGAACUGGCUCGAGAAUUGCAAGCCUUACACAGUAUGGGAGAAAGCGCCGCUUAUCGUUCAGUUGGCGCCGGUCAAGCGAGGCUAG